CAAGUGACAACAACUCGACGGUUCACUUUCACAGGCAUUCAUGAAGACGUGAGGCUCUUUUAAAAUCUUUUUCCAUUGGGGUUGGAGAGACGAUUAUCCUACAAUGGAAGUGACUGAGGAUUUCUACAUGUAUGAGUUCAGCAAUGCUGAAGAUGAUGCGCCGGUUUACCAGGACACUGAGGACUUGUUUGCAGCUCUUCGGCAAAAGGAGGAUGAAGUUAUUCUCGCUGCUCAGGUGGGAAACGCUUUGCUCGUGGAAAACAGACAGAUGAAGGAAGAAAGAGACACCUUUCUGGAAAAGUACACACAGCAGCUUGAGGAGCUCCAGCAGAGCAGGUAUGAGCUGCAGGUGAAGCUGGAGAACUGCCAGGCUCAGUGGGAGAGUCAGGUGUUGGAGCUGGAGCGAGACGUGCAGGAACUGCAAGCGCAGGUGGUGAAAAUGAAGCAAAGUCUCCAUGAGGCUGAAAUAGAGAAGAGCAGACUGAAGCAAGAGCACGGCGAACAGUGCCAGAGACUCCGACAGCAACUGCAGAGGGGAAUAGAGGUGGAGCGAGCCAUGACCAGCGAACUGCAAAGACUGAAACAGGAAAUGAGAGAGAGAGGACAGGCCAGACCCCAAGAUGAGGAGAUGAUCAAUGCUCUUCGAGAACAGGUUGCACGACUCACACAGAGGGAGCAAACACUGGAGCAGCGCUUGAAAAUGUCCUGUCACGAAAAUGAAGAACUAAGAGACACGGUGUCCUCGCUGUACACACGUCUGGAUCUACAGGAACAGCAGAGUCACAAAUACACACAACAGCUGGCAGAAGCCUGGCAGGAAGUUGACAGGGUUCGUUUCUGGGCACAAGAUCUGCAGAGUCAGGUAGUGGAGCUCCAGGAUGAAGUGGCGCUCCAGGAGAAGAGUCACAGUGACGCAUCUUUACUGUCCGAACUCGAUAGCAAUCUGGACAUCACAAACUGGAGCCUGAACGCAGAACAGGUCUCUCAGGAGGUGCACCACAUCCUGGAACUACUUCGACCUGUAAUCUCCAGCUCAGAGGCUGAACGGGACUCGGAUGACAGCCUGCAGGGCAUGAUGGGACAGUUGAAACAUGCUGCAGAAUGGAUAGCACAGAGUCAAACACAACAGGAAAUCAGAAAGUCCAUUGUGAGUUUGGGGAGUGAUCCGUGUGAGAAUGCGGUGCAGAUACAGGAGCUUCGGGAUCAGAAUGAGUGUCUUUUAGCAGAAAACACCAAACUCAAACUGCGAACCGAGAGACUUCUGGAUGAGGAGGUGGUCCAGCAGGCCUUAAAGGACCGCGAUCAUGCCUUUGCAAAGAAGACAGCGAUGGAAGCAGAGCUGCUGAAGACUAAACAAGAUAUGAUGUGUUUAAACAACCAACUCCUGGAAGCCAUUCAGCGGAAACUUGAGCUCUCACAGGAACUCGAGGCCUGGAAGGACGAUAUGCAAAUUAUCAUCAAUCAACAGCUCAGAAGCCAACAGCAAACAGAGCAGCAGCAACGGAAGACAUCAGUCGGUCGACUUUCUUUCCUGCACAAAUCCAGACGGCCUUCAUCUUCGCCAUCCACAUUUUCAGAGAUCAGUUCAGUGCAAAACAACUCGCCCUGGAGAGACUGGCUCAAAAUCAGCAAAUAAAACUGCUGCUACUUACCAGCUGUUCCCUGCCAAACUGAGACCUUAUCAGACACUGUUGAGUUGAUGAACAGCUCUAACGUAAAAGACUCCGCCACGAUAGACAUUUUCAUCUUACGUUGG
Messenger RNA from Danio aesculapii, 1756 nucleotides. Its product is annotated as BICD family-like cargo adapter 1. Bases 104 to 1636 code for a protein of 510 amino acids. The transcript has 10 exons. Lineage: Eukaryota; Metazoa; Chordata; Actinopteri; Cypriniformes; Danionidae. Gene Ontology annotation, biological process: Golgi to secretory granule transport; vesicle transport along microtubule. The record is from RefSeq and is a predicted model, not a curated record.